Molecule: messenger RNA, 2289 nt
Organism: Penicillium cinerascens
Lineage: Eukaryota; Fungi; Ascomycota; Eurotiomycetes; Eurotiales; Aspergillaceae
Product: neutral/alkaline ceramidase
Exons: 2
Coding region: 1-2289 (762 amino acids)
Biological process (GO): ceramide catabolic process; long-chain fatty acid biosynthetic process; sphingosine biosynthetic process
Cellular component (GO): extracellular region
Molecular function (GO): N-acylsphingosine amidohydrolase activity
Source: RefSeq, a predicted model, not a curated record
AUGGCUAAUCUUCGACUGGGCGUCGCCUUUGGCGUACUCACCCUGACCUUGCUCGUGUUUAUGCAACUGCUCGCCGCCUUGCACAACAGUGACGAGACGCCGCCGUCUUCCUUCAGUAGAAACUUCAACCAGUGGAGAAGCCGAGCAAAUGCGGCGGCAAAAAAUGACUUGUUCCUGGUGGGUGCCGGUAAGGCAGAUGUAACUGGGCCAGUGGUCGAAGUUGACUUCAACGGCUAUGCCACCCUUGAUCAGCUGGGAACGGGUUUGCGACAGAGAAUCUACGCUCGCUCCUUCAUCUUUGCAGACCCCAACAAGCCUGACGAUACUUUUAUCUAUCUGGUUGUCGACACCCUUGCGGGUGACACUGCAGUUAGGCAUGGAGUUUUGCAAGGCCUCGCCGCACUAGGCGGCGACUAUGCACGAUAUGGCGAGCACAACGUUGCUAUGACGGGAACCCACUCCCAUUCAGGACCUGGGGCAUGGAUGAAUUAUCUUCUGCCCCAGAUCCCCACCAAAGGCUUUGACAAGCAGAGCUACCAAGCUAUUGUGGAUGGCACCAUCUUGUCUAUCCAGCGUGCACAUGAAAGCUUGACACCUGGCCGAUUGUCCUUUGGAACUAUCGAGCUUGAGGAUGCGAACAUCAACCGAAGUCCUUAUGCUUACGAUCAAAACCCCGAAGAAGAAAAAGCUCAAUACUCGGCCAAGGUUGACAAGACGCUGAGCCUUUUGCGAUUUGAUCGUGAUUCAGAUAACAAGACUGCGGCCGUGUUGACAUGGUUCCCCGUGCAUGGCACGUCCAUGUACAACAACAACACCUUAGUUACCGGUGACAACAAGGGAGUUGCCGCUUACCUCUUUGAGCGCAGUAUCGAUGGCGAUGCGAGGUUUGCUGAUGACGUGGUCAUUGGCUUCUCGCAGGCCAACGUCGGAGACACGAGCCCAAACAUUCUGGGUGCAUGGUGUGAGGAUGGAUCCAAUAAGAUGUGUUCUUAUACCGACAGUACCUGCGGGGGCACGAACGAGGCAUGCCACGGCAGAGGCCCCUUCUUCCGUGUGAAGGACAAUGGAGCGAAGAGUUGUUUCGAGAUCGGCAAACGCCAGUACAGUGCGGCCAAGACGCUCUACGAGCAGAUGAAUUCCAGCCCGACCGUUAUCACAGGCGGCUCAGAUGUCAGGUCCUUCCAUGUCUAUCAUGAUAUGAAUGGCUAUACCUUCCCGUCACCAUUCAAUGGAUCGAUAGUGAAAACGUGCCCUGCGGCAUUGGGCUACUCAUUCGCUGCUGGGACCACUGAUGGACCGGGUGCUUUUGACUUCACCCAGAAUAUCUCCUCGCCAGCCACCGAUAAUCCUCUGUGGAAAGUAGCGCGGGCAUUCAUCCACGAGCCAAGCGAGGAGCAGCAGCAGUGCCAAGGAGCCAAAGACAUCCUCUUGGACGUGGGAACUCUCACUGAGCCCUAUGCCUGGGCCCCCGACAUCGUCGAUAUUCAGGUUCUCCGAGUUGGACAACUGUUUAUCAUCAUCUCUACCAGCGAAGCCACGACAAUGUCCGGACGGCGCUGGAAGGAGGCAAUUGCAAAGGGCGCAACGAAUACUCUCGGGAUCUCAGAUCCCCAGGUAGUGCUGGGAGCACCGUCUAAUAGCUAUGCCCACUACGUCGCGACUGAGGAGGAAUACAGCGUCCAGCGCUAUGAGGGCGCGUCUACUCUUUACGGACCGAACGAGCUCGCAGCGUACAUCAACCUGACUCUCACCUAUCUUCCGUAUCUGGGAAGCGCUUCGGACAUUUCGAAACUGCCCGAUCUCCCCGCUGGCCCCAGCCCGCCCGUCAACACCAACAACUCGCUCAGUUUCAUCACAGGGGUGGUCUACGACGAAGCGCCCUUCGGCAAGUCCUUCGGAGACGUGACCGCCAACCCUGGAACCGGGCCGUACAAGCCGGGCGACACCGUCAACACAACGUUCGUCGGCGCUAACCCUCGCAACGACCUCCGCCUGGAAUCGACCUACGCAGCGGUGGAAAUGAAGAAUCCCGACACCGGGGAAUGGGAAGUUGUGCGCAAUGACCGCGAUUGGAACCUGGUUUUCAACUGGGAACGAACCAAUCUGAUCCUCGGAUAUAGCACGGUCACAGUCCAGUGGAAUAUCGAGGAUGACUAUUAUAGUGUGGAUGACCCAAACCCCGUGCAGAGCGGCACAUAUCGCUUGCACUACUAUGGGAAUUCAAAGAGUGUGUUCGGGCAGAUCUCAGCGUUUGAGGGCAUUGGAGGGAGCUUUACGGUGGCGACCUAG